AUGGCGUCUGGUCAUGGAGGGGCCGUUAUGAGAAAUCUCUGUUAUAAAGCGCCAAGACAUCCCAGAACAGAGCUACCUGCCACGACGAAUGAAAGAACAAGAACUAGUUUAGAAGCUGAACAACCAGCAAACUAUGGUUUGGAAGUAAAUGGUGCUAACAGGCCUCCAUCUUCGCGUAGUCACAAAAGACACCACAAAGGUCAUAAGCCCAAACUGUCAGUUAGGGAGUCGUUGUCGGAGUCUCUGCGGGAGUUAGACGAUGUUGACGAAGAACACUUUUACCAGCAUUUGUUGGCUUUGAAAAAUGAACACAAGAAAACUCUAAAAGCGGUUGAAAAACUUUAUUAUACCGAAAAAGACAGACACCUUGCUGGAUUUGAAUUGGAUUCAAGGACUAAAAUAGGUCUCGGCGACUUUGACGAAAGAAGAAUCCCACAGCAUUUUCCUCUACAUGAUUAUAAUCCCUUUGAAGAGAGGGAUAAAGAUAAGAGAGAAGAAAACAUCGAAAUCCCAGUCAUGCCAAAAGAUCUAGUCAAGGACAUGUCAGUAAAAGAUCAAAGAAAAAUAGAGGACAAGGAAAACGAAGGUAAAAAUUAUUAUUAUUAUGGCCAUUUAUACAACAAAAAAUAAGGCAUGUCUUACAUCAUGAUCAGUGGACAUGAGGAGUUUGCAUCUUAUCUUAUGUAGGGUGCAUCUCAUUUUUCCUUUUAUAAAUUGCCCCAGUAUUGAUUCUAUGCACUCUAUCUAAACCUUACAAGACCUUGCAACUUGCUUAUAUCUGAAGAUGUUCAAAAGUUCAUAAAAGGGUGUCCACCAUCAAAAUUGGAAAAAGAAAGAAACAGUCAACCAUCAAAGCUGCCACCCCACUGAUACUCUCAGAAACGAAAUUGAAAUUGUUGCAUCACUCAUCUUGCUUGUCUUUGCCUUUUUCACCUGUUAUGGGCUUAGCUUCAUAAUGACUCUUAUGCUGAUUUGCUUGUUGGGUGGAAGACUAGCCUGUACACUGGUGUUAUUGGGGAUCUGAGGUGGGGCUUGGGAGUCAAGCCCCACGCUCAUGCCUUAAAAACUGCUUGAGCAACUCUAAUAAUGAUUGUAGGGGCUUUAUUCUACAAUAAAAUUGUUGAGACAUUGUCCUCACAUGGGGUAACUUUGGAGAACAAAACAAUACACACCCUUCCCUUCUCCCCUCCAGUUAAAGUUGUGGUGUUUGUCAUUUUCUUUGGGUAGCUUGAACAGCAGCACAAUAUUGCACUGAGGGGUCGGGGUGGGAAAGCCUCAUAUUCUGUUUUUUAAAUUGGCAAAAUUUUAAAGUGGCCCUUUAGGGCAAAGUGUCUAGACUAAUUAAAUUGUUGCAGAUUGCAGGAAAAACAACAAAUUUGGUCAGUAAAUUCAAUAAACCAUCGCCGCAAGUAUCGCAAAAGUAGAUGAGCUCGUUGCCAAAAUUAAUCAGGCCCAUAGAAUACUGGACAGACCCACACUGGAUGCAGAUUUUUCCAUAGAGUUUCAAUUCCCCUCUCAUAAUUAUGAUCUCUUUGCUCUUUUCUCCUCAUGUCUUAACAUAUCUCAUGCAGUUUUCACUGUGGCUUCACAGGGUAAUGCGAUCAGGAAAUUUUGUUUUCCUCCUUCCCGAGAAAGACAGCAAUAUAGGGAAGGGGUGGUAAUAGGUGCGAAUACUAACUUUUUACUUCAUGUACCCCUCUGCAGGUGACUCUUCUCUAGAGGAGCUGUCAACUCCGCGGAGAAGAUCCUACAGUGAUCCUGAAGCCUGGGACGAUGAAACGAUAAAUUCAACGAGUAAACAAUCAGAAGAUGGGACAGGUUUAUACCAGGAAAUGUAUCCGCGGAGGUCGUCCGCAUUGGAUGUUGUUGAAGACAUGUGGGAAGGAUUCUCCGUUUAUGAUUAUCCGCCAGAAUCGAGCCCUCCGCGCGAAAGAAUGCAAAAGAAAAAAGAAUGGACUCCGCAGAUAACAAUUCCUAAACCAUUUGGUAUGACGGUGAGAGAAGCUAAGAAGAAAGCAAAAAUCACAAGAUCGCAGGCGAUUCUUCAGGAGGAUUUGAAAAAGAAACAAGAAAAAGAGGAAGCAGAGCUGCAUAAAAAAUUCCGCGCUCAGCCUGUUCCUGCUACGACUUUUUUGCCUCUUUACGAUGAAAUAACUCGUCAAAAUGAAUUGAGGAGAUACCAAGUUAGGGAGCUCAGCAAAGCGAUUCUAAAAUCUACUGAAAAACCGUUUAAGUUCGUGAAACGCGAAGAAGAAAAGAAACAGCUGCGGCGAACAAAAUCCCUUAGUAAUAUAGCUGAUCUAGAGAACAAAAUGGACGAAAAGAAGAAAUUUAAAGCGAAUCCUUUUCCUGAUCACUUGUUCGAUUUGACUUUGGCUGACAAGGUGGCUGAGAAGGAAGAAUACAGAACGAUUAAAAUGCGAAUGCGCGCGCAAGAAAUGCUUGCCGUGUCCCGCUUGCCUCCUAAUAUGGAAGCGCGGGGUGAAGAAUACACUCUGGGUCAUUUUCGCAGCAAAUUGAAUAAAGAAGGCAACAAGAACGCCUUCAUGACAAAAGAACAUAAGUUUAGACCCCAGAUAAAUCCUGAUAUACCGGAUUUUGACGAUCUGCACAGACAGUUUGAAAAGGAGAUGAGGGACAAGAAAAGAGAACGGGAACCUACUGUGUCCGAACCAUUCAACCUAAGAACGGCGCAUGUGUCCACUGCUCGGAAAUCCAGGUGCUCGCGGUCUCAGGAGAUACCCAGCAGUGGUCGAUCGUCCAGGGAUCGAUCGGUCAGCCGGGAACGACCUUCGAGUGCCAGGCCUCAUACUCCGCACGAUACGCUUCCAUUUGGGUAGGUAUAUGGGCGAGUCUUUGCUGACAUUAGAGCGGUUUUCAUUUGAGUGUCGAAAAGUAAUUGGUUUUGCACUUUCUACACGAUGCGAUUGGCUUAAAAGAUUCGCGCCACCUUUUCAUCCAAUCAGAAGUAAAACCAAAGCCAAUUGUGACGNUCUGGGUCAUUUUCGCAGCAAAUUGAAUAAAGAAGGCAACAAGAACGCCUUCAUGACAAAAGAACAUAAGUUUAGACCCCAGAUAAAUCCUGAUAUACCGGAUUUUGACGAUCUGCACAGACAGUUUGAAAAGGAGAUGAGGGACAAGAAAAGAGAACGGGAACCUACUGUGUCCGAACCAUUCAACCUAAGAACGGCGCAUGUGUCCACUGCUCGGAAAUCCAGGUGCUCGCGGUCUCAGGAGAUACCCAGCAGUGGUCGAUCGUCCAGGGAUCGAUCGGUCAGCCGGGAACGACCUUCGAGUGCCAGGCCUCAUACUCCGCACGAUACGCUUCCAUUUGGGUAGGUAUAUGGGCGAGUCUUUGCUGACAUUAGAGCGGUUUUCAUUUGAGUGUCGAAAAGUAAUUGGUUUUGCACUUUCUACACGAUGCGAUUGGCUUAAAAGAUUCGCGCCACCUUUUCAUCCAAUCAGAAGUAAAACCAAAUCCAAUUGUGACGCGCACGCAUGCAUUUUCCCGCGCUUUGCGUCAGCCACAUGUUAUUACUUCGAGUUUUGAUUGGUUCAAUGUAUUGUCUGUGUCCUAUGUGAUUGGCCAGAGUAAUUACUUUGGUUUUGGUUUUACGACACUCAAACGAAAACCACUCUAUUGUUUAACCUGGAGCCCAUUACCCAGAGAGAGUAACUUCCAUGUACUCGUGUCACGACGCUUUUAUCGACCCGGUUAUUUUUAGAACGAUUUGACGCGAAUUUAAAAUAUCUUCUUACAGUCAAACCUCCACUAACGACCACCUUUCCACAACUGCUGCUUUUUUGGUGGACAGUCCAUACAGUGACUCUUGUUUAAACCUCUCUACAACGGUCAGCUCUCCACAACGGCCACUUUCUUCCCGGCGUGCCCAAUCGAUGAAAUUCGAAACUAGAUAAAAUCGAUUGUAAUCGAUCUUGAUCGAUAGUAAUUAAUCGAUUAAUAUCGGAAAUCGAUGAAAACUGAAGAUCGAAAGAGUUGUGAGUAUCGAUUUGGCGAAACUAAUGAGAGGUCGAUUUGGAGCAAGUCUGGCUAAAUUGAGUUGAAGCAGAUGCUUCUUAGUUUGGCCUCGCGAGAAAUCAGAGACCUUUAGAUUCUACGACAAGGACGACUGUGAGGACGAGAUUUUCUCAAUACUGAGCAUUGCGCGCGCGUGAAUCAGCGUCAUUUUGGAGGGAAAGCGUGAAAGCCGGCGUCAUUCUACUACGAGUUUUAGCGAGAAUGUCGUAAUGGCAAAAACGAGUUAUCAAACGUUAGAAGUUUUAUAAUUAUGCGAUUGGGAAAGGGUGUUAAGUAAAGGAAGGGGGAAAAAAGGACAAUGAAGCCUUUCGGGAAGUCUAUUUUUUGAGAAUACGCAAAAAACUUUCAAUCAAAUCUCGUAGUCGUGGUCGUUCUUGUCCUCAAACCUAAAGGUCUCUACUGUGUUCAAAGCGCAAACUUUGAGUUAGAAACAUUUAUUUCUUGUUUCUCAUCGCCUCUAACCAGAGAAGCACUCGCAUCAGCUGCAGCGGUGCCACGUGCGUGCUUCUAUGGGUGAAAGGGGUGUGAGCCGUGUCUUUAAUCCCGAUUGAAGUCUUCAUUUUUUCCCUAAUAUCUCCUCCCAUUUAUGGCGAGCGGAGCGUGCUGCGAGAGAACGCGUGCAGCUCUCGCGUGACUUCUCGCGACUCCCUCCGCUCCCGGGCUGUGUAAAAGUAACAGUUACUAUUGUUCUCUUUCAGCACCACGGAGUCUACGCGUCUGCGCGAGAACACGGUUCGUAAGAGCCUUGAACAGCGGAGAGCCAGUGAACAGGAUGAGAUUAAACAAGAACAACGUAGGAGACGGAGACAGAAGAUGUUAAAACCAGAAGUGACGAGAAAAGUUUUGGCGAAUGAUAAUAGCGGGCAGCUGAAAAAAGCCGCAAAGGAAAAAGUUCAAAGUUUCAGGUCAGAACCAUGGUCAUGUUGAACUUUUCCUGGGACGAUGUUUCUGGUGUCAUGCUCUGAUUGUCUUAAUGUUGACAGAUUCGAAGCAUUGAGAGAUAGGAUUCUUAUCGCUGUGUUAUUAUGCAGUCAAAGCUCUCCCUAAGUACAAUCACAUAAGCAGACAGUUCUACUUAGGGCCGCCUUGGCAAAUCCCCCUUUUAGCUUUCCGCUACCAAAUCGUUUCCGUAAGCGGCCGACUCCAAUCUUUCAUAUCUUUUGACUCUUUUAAGUCUUAAAGCCCAGUUCUUUCUAGCCUGCGAGUAAGCUCUGCUGUUCUGUCGAGAACAAAUCACACAAUCCGUCUUUCUGGGGUAAGGUCUUUUAACUUGUAACGUACUAAAAAGAUGCCCUUUUAUAAAGCCUUGCAGCUAGUCUAGUUUGUUUGCUUUUUUAUCUCAAGUAAUGAAAAGCGGGAAGUACAUUCGAGCACUUGGUCGUUGAAGUAUUUGCCGGCAAACUGCAAAUAUGGCUUUAUGAUAGAAAAUGUAUCGGAGAACGAUGAAACAGUAACGUGCUUUUUUUCUGAACAUUCACACAAAGCGACAAACAAUAAGGGUAAUAAACAUGGAAAUAGUCACGUGGCCGUCACUGGAACAUGAUGUUGGAACUCUUUAACCACUGUGAGAGUGGCCGUAUUUAUAACGAGAGGACUUCUUUAAAAACGCCUGAAGUCGUCUAGUAUACGUGUGCCUGAUCGGCGCUCUUAAUAAAUGUCUUAGACGUCCUCAGACGUUAAAGCCUUUUUUUUCUUGUCGGCCAAUCCUUCAAUGAUCGUUCAAUGCGUCUAGACGUCUUAGACGUCCCUUGUCACUGUGCAAAUUAUGGCCGAACUGACCUGAUAUUCGUAUCCGUUUCUUUUAGAGAAAGUGAUCGAGCGCGUAGAGAGGAAUACCAACGUGAACUUCAAGAGAUGCAGGAGCGUGUAAACAAACGACCGCUGCUCUUUGAACAACAAUCCCAGGCUACUGCGAGACGUGCUGCAGAGCGCAAGUAUGCGGAUAUUCUGCGAAGCGCAGGCGUGGACGAGGCGCUUGUUCAAAACCUGGUUACCAAGGAAGGCGGAAUUGUGGAUGCCGAGUCAGAGGAUGAGCUUCAAGAGACUGGAUCCCAGUUGAAUUACAGCGGGUCCAGGCGCUCUUCGGGUGCUGACUACAGAUUUGGUAGUCAGGCUUCUAAUGCUGAAAAGCUGGAGGACACUGAAAGCGAUGUCGAAGAGGAGAUUGAAGAAGAAGAUGAUGAGAUAUGA
Porites evermanni is the source of this 6229-nucleotide messenger RNA. NCBI's taxonomy places the organism in Eukaryota, Metazoa, Cnidaria, Anthozoa, Scleractinia, Poritidae. The record is from the annotation of a GenBank genome assembly.